Thyridium curvatum is the source of this 354-nucleotide messenger RNA. RefSeq lists its product as uncharacterized. The record is from RefSeq and is a predicted model, not a curated record. NCBI's taxonomy places the organism in Eukaryota, Fungi, Ascomycota, Sordariomycetes, Thyridiales, Thyridiaceae. The transcript has 3 exons. Bases 1 to 354 code for a protein of 117 amino acids.
AUGGCCGAUCAGCAGCAGCAGCAGACAGCCGACAAGGUUGUCGACGAGGCUCCCAUCUCGCCCGUCGAGCGCCGCAACUCUCUCGAGCAGCACCUCCAGCACCGCCCGGAUCGCUCCGAGCUCGUCGAGCGAAACAUCCUCCCCGCGUCCACCGCCGCCCCGGGCCUGCAGGCCCACCAGAAAGAGCUGGAGCGGAGCAUGCGCGCAGACACGCUCAACGAGAAGAUCGCCCACCGGCCCAGCCCGGAGGAGCUGCUCAAGAAGGGCGUGCUCGACGAGGACCCCCGGUCCCCGGACGAGAAGUACAAGGAGGCCAUCGAGGACGAGUACGCCAAGCGCGAGGGCGGCGCUUGA